Molecule: messenger RNA, 459 nt
Organism: Paramacrobiotus metropolitanus
Lineage: Eukaryota; Metazoa; Tardigrada; Eutardigrada; Parachela; Macrobiotidae
Product: UNC93-like protein MFSD11
Exons: 7
Coding region: 1-459 (152 amino acids)
Source: RefSeq, a predicted model, not a curated record
AUGCAGAUAUCAUCCGUUAAGAGUAAAGAGCUUUGGAAUAUUGUGUUGUUGAGUUUCGGGUUUUUCUUCAGUAUGGGAACAUUAUUAGCCUGCAUGUUGUCCGAGACAAUAUUACUUCACGGAGUUCAAGAUUCACACUUCCAAGGCACACCGACAAUGGGCUACAUUUGUUUGGCCCUCAAUUUUGCGUCGUUGGCAGUGUCGUACGCCCUCUCACCACCUUUGGCAGCAAUCUUUGGAUCGAAACUCCUGAUCGUUGUGGGAGCCGCGCUCUUGACACUUUCCCUAUCCGCCUAUUUCCGGCCACUGGAAAUCACAUUAUACUUGUCAGCCAUGACCCAAGGUCUUGGGAGUGGCAUUUUAUGGACGGUUUACAGCUAUUUCCUCACGGUGAAUUCCACCAAGGAAACAAUCGGAAGAAAUACUGGAAUAUUUUGGGUUAUAUUUCAUUGCGGGUAG